AUGGCCUUUGCACCCAGAGGUCCUGAGGCCUCGUUCUUCCAGGUUUUGGACCAGCACAGGGCUUCCCUGCUGGCCGCCCUGAGGAAAGGCGGCGGGGAGCCCGCUGGCGGGGGGACGCGCCUGGCCACUAGUUCUGAGGUUCUUGCAGCUAUAGAAAAUGUUAUCCAAGACAUAAUCACAAGCUUGGCAAGAAAUGAAGCACCUGCAUUCACAAUAGACAACAGAUCAAGCUGGGAAAAUAUAAAGUUUGAAGAUUCUGUGGGUCUUCACAUGGUAUCUCAUUGUACCACAAGAAAAAUCAAAAGUGAUUCACCAAAAUCAGUUAAAACUUUUGCGCUAAUUCUUAAAAUAUUGUCCAUGAUUUAUAAAUUAGUACAGAGCAACACUUACGCAACCAAACGAGACAUAUAUUACACCGACAGCCAACUCUUUGGUAACCAGACUGUUGUGGACAAUAUUAUCAAUGAUAUUUCCUGUAUGUUAAAAGUGCCGAGGAGAAGUCUGCAUAUAUUAUCUACAUCAAAAGGUUUAAUUGCUGGCGAUUUAAGGUAUAUCGAGGAAGACGGCACCAAGGUGAAUUGUGCAUGUGCAACAGCUGUUGCUGUGCCAUCUAAUAUUCAAGGAAUUCAGAAUUUAAUUACAGAUGCAAAAUUUCUAUUAAUUGUAGAAAAAGAUGCGACAUUUCAGCGGCUCCUAGAUGACAGUUUUUGCACCAAAAUGUCUCCGUGCAUCAUGGUUACGGGAAAGGGAGUACCUGAUCUGAACACAAGACUUUUAGUCAAGAAGCUGUGGGAGACAUUUCACAUUCCUAUUUUCACUCUUGUAGAUGCUGAUCCACAUGGCAUAGAAAUAAUGUGUAUCUAUAAGUAUGGAUCUAUGGCUAUGUCUUUUGAAGCCCAUAAUCUCACAGUUCCAGCUAUUAGAUGGCUUGGUCUCCUCCCUUCUGAUAUCAAAAGAUUAAAUAUACCUAAAGGUACUUUAAUUCCACUGACUAAACAGGACCAAAUGAAACUUGACAGUGUCCUGAAGAGACCUUAUAUUACUUGCCAACCAUUUUGGAGAAAAGAAAUGGAAAUAAUGGCAGACUCUAAAAUGAAGGCAGAAAUUCAAGCUUUGACCUUCCUAUCAUCAGAUUAUCUUUCCAGAGUGUACUUACCCAACAAAUUAAAAUUUGGAGGAUGGAUAUAA
Molecule: messenger RNA, 1188 nt
Organism: Lagenorhynchus albirostris (white-beaked dolphin)
Lineage: Eukaryota; Metazoa; Chordata; Mammalia; Artiodactyla; Delphinidae
Gene: SPO11
Product: SPO11 initiator of meiotic double strand breaks
Exons: 13
Coding region: 1-1188 (395 amino acids)
Biological process (GO): meiotic DNA double-strand break formation; meiotic DNA double-strand break processing; reciprocal meiotic recombination
Cellular component (GO): nuclear chromosome
Molecular function (GO): ATP binding; DNA topoisomerase type II (double strand cut, ATP-hydrolyzing) activity; DNA binding
Source: RefSeq, a predicted model, not a curated record